Drosophila obscura is the source of this 4913-nucleotide messenger RNA. RefSeq names its product negative elongation factor A (gene Nelf-A). Lineage: Eukaryota; Metazoa; Arthropoda; Insecta; Diptera; Drosophilidae. Gene Ontology annotation, biological process: negative regulation of transcription elongation by RNA polymerase II. The record is from RefSeq and is a predicted model, not a curated record. Gene Ontology annotation, cellular component: NELF complex.
CGGUCACACUGGCGGCAACACUUUUUUCAUCUGUGUGCGUGUGCGUGCGCUUCCUAUAACAAUUUUUCGAAGGAUUUUACGUGUAUUUUGGUGUCGUUAAAAAUAAUUAAAAUUGGGAAAUUCAAUUAAAUAGUGUCGUGCAACAGUACGGGACAUCGUUUAACGCUAAAAGUUGUAUGUGCUCCGCGCGGGGAUUGGCGUAAACGUAAAAAAUGGCGAACGUAAGGGACAGCGACACAUCACUGUGGCUGCAUAAUAAACUGGGAACAUCCAACGAUUCGUGGAUAAACGGCUCAAUAUGCUCGCAAUUAAACAAGGAGGUUUUGCGCAACAUCAAGGAAUGCUUUCCCGAUUUGCAGACGCAGGUUAAACUGAAGUUGCUGCUCAGCUUCCUGCAUAUUCCGCGCCGUCUGGUGGAAGAGUGGAAGGCCGAGCUGGAGGAGGUGAUUGAGGUGGCCGGGCUCGACUCGGAGCUGUGGGUCUCCAUGCUGGCCGAGACGAUGAAGACGUUUCCGGCCACGAGCUCGCUGAACACAGAAAUCUCCGACUACGAGGACACUCGUCCCAUCUUCACAGACAUGGUCAAUGAUUUGCGAAAAUUGGUGAACAAGCAUUCCGACCUGGGAAUGCUGCCCCUGGAGUGUCAGUACCUCAAUAAGAAUGCGUUGAUCUCAGUGGUUGGACAGCAGCCGGCUCCCGUGAAGCAUUUUACACUGAAGCGCAAGCCGAAGAGCGUUCAGCUGCGGACAGAGUUGCUCCACAAGUCGGCGGACGCGCAGUCGUCGCUGAAGAAGGGUUCGGCUCCCACAAUUCCGCUGCGAUCGCGCGGCAUGCCCCGCAAGAUGACGGAUACCACGCCCCUCAAGGGCAUACCCUCCCGCAUGCCCACCACAGGCUUUCGCUCGGCCACUGUGCCGGCCAACGCGGCCCAGCGACCCAAUCUCAGCCGCACUCCCGCCGGUCGCAAGGAUGGCGGCAUCAAGCUAAUCGAGUUCACAGAACAGCCGCUGGGCUACGCGGCGGCCAAGAAGCGCAAGCGUGAGCAGCAGCUGGAGGAGCAGCAAAAGAACAAGGAGAAAAAGGAGCUGGCUGCCGCGGCGGCUGCAUCCGCUGCGGCAGCAACCGCAGCGGCGAACACUGGCGAUAGCUCGCCCAUAGACGGAGCGACGGCCAGCGGUGGGGAGACGCCUGUCACGCCCACAUCGGCCAACAACAGCUUCGAAAUCAAGACGGAGCCGCAGGGGCUCAACCAAAGCUCAGGCAGCCUGGAGGAGCCGCAGGACGAUGACUUCAAGGUGCCCGAACUGGCUGGCAAAACUGCAAUUGCGAUGGAGUGCGAUCCGGAGACACCAGAGUAUGCAACAACCACGCUGGACUUUGCACAGGCACCGGCCACUGUGGUGGCAGAACCACAGCUGGUCAAGACUCCAGCGGCCGAGGCUAGUAAGCAGAAAACGCCGCGAAAGAAGCUGAACAACCACAACAAUAACAACAACAACAGCUUCAACCAUACACCAAAACGGAUUAAACAGGAGAUCGAGAUCAAGAGCGAGGAAAUCAUAGUGCCCGCCACCAUUAAGCUGGAAAAGAUCGAGGCGUCUCCGUCGCAGAAGCAAAAGCGUGUCAUCAUACAGCAGCAAGAACCAGUAGCUGCAGCGCAGCGGACACCCCAUUUGCUUAUCCGCACAUCACCGCAGAAGCGACAGAACAACACGACGGCAACGGCAACUGCAACAACAACCGUGGGCAACACCACAAUCAAAAUGGAAAAACUGGACAUCAAACCCAUGCUGCGAACCACGGCAUCGCCAUCGACUAGCACAGCGACCACCACGACCACCAUACUCACCCCGCAGCAGCUGAGACAAGCGGCCAAUCCGCUGGCCAAUUUACCCAAUAAUAUUUCCGUAAAAAUUACAUCUACAAAGGCAAAAGCGGCCGCUGCGGCAGCGACGGGAGCGGCAUCGGCUACGGCAGCAAGCGGCAGUCAGGGUCAGGGUCAAGCGCAACAGAUACAGAUCCAGCAGGCGUCGCAACAACAUCAGCCCAUUCUGAUCAACAGCUCGACACCCGUCAUACUGGCCUCAUCGCCCAGUGCCCAGCGAGCGAAGUCAUUGGCUACGGCAAGCAGCAGCGGCACCACCACCACAACAAUACCGUCACAAGCCAUAAAAACGAUGCCGCUGAGCCAACUGAAGACAGCCACAAACAGUGGACCGGUGAUAAUAUCGCAGACGAUCAUUCAGCCAGCAAAGCGGGCUCAGCAGCAGGCUGGAACAUCGAGCGCAGCAGCGGCAGCAUCACAACAGCAGCAACAGCAGCAGCAGCAACAACAGAUGCAACAGAUUCAACAGCAGCACUUGGUCACAUCUCAACAGCCACAACAACAGCAGCAGCAGCAACAGACGCAGUAUAUACUGGCCACACCCCAGCAGCAUCAGCAGCAGACGCAGCAGCAACAGCAACAGCAACCGAUGCUGCCCACGCUGACAUCAUUUACACACGGGCGUCCCUUACCGCAAACGACAACGCUGUACCAGACCACGGCCGGCGGCAAUGGUCAGGCACCCACCAAGAUAUUGCUAAAGACCUCGGGAACGUCGGGAGUGGUGAUGACACCAGUGCGCCAGCAACAGCAGACAACAACUGUGGUCUCAUCGAACCCACCGCCAUUGGUGGCCACGUCCGCGGCUGUUGGCGCCGCCGCCGGGCAGUCAACGACACUGAACAUCCAGAAUGUUCAGCUGCCGAACAGACCGGUCACCAUUCAGCCAGCUUCACAGGCCGCACAGCAGCAGCACUUGCAGGCCCAGCUGCAACAGCAGCAGCCCCAUCCGCAGCACACAAUCGUGGCCAAUACGACGGCCACGCAGCAGCCAAAACUGUCGCAGGUACUGAUGCAGCCAACCAGCACCGUGGGACCUGGUGGAGUUUCGGCGCUGAAUGUGUCGCCGACGACGGGCAAAAACAAAACGAUCAUACUCACCCAAAAGGGUGUCAUUUUGCGGAACAUUGGCGGAGACAUGUACCAGCAGAUUCCCAUUAGCAAUGUGGGCGGUCUGCAGGGACUCGGCACCACGCUUAUGACAACCACGGCGGCAGGUCCGCCCAGCCUGGUCAAGACCACUCCGUCGACGGGAGUGCACAUGCAGCAGCAACAUUCGAGUCAGCCUGGAAAGCAGAUGCUACCCACGCUGAUUCCAACCAGUUCGCUUGGCGGCCAGCACGUUAUUGUGCAGCAACAGCAGCCAAGUAAUGUGAUUGGAAAUUCCCCGCAGCAGACCAUCAUUCGCCCGGUGAUGACGAACGUUGGUGGAGGUUUGACCACGCUGCCGCAGGGCCUGACGCUGAUACAGCGGCCAGGCCAGCAGCCGCAGCUGGUGCAGGUGCAGGCGGCGCCGAACAGUACGCAGCGAACGAUUAUUACUCAAUCGGCCGGUGCGGCAGUAACGGCACCGCAACAGCAGCCGCGCCAGCAGCAGCAGCAGCAAAUUCUGCUUCAACACAAGCCAGCUCCGACUCUGCAGCAGCGAUUGGUCACCUCCACGAACAGUGCCGGCCAACAGGGCACCCCAAAUACGGUUAUACCACGCACUGUGCAGGUGCAAGUGCAGGCGCAGCAGCAACAGCCGCAGCAGCAACAAGCAGCACAACAACAGCAGCAGCAGACGCAACAGGCACCACAACGGCGGGGACUUUCGCUUUCUAAUGAGCAUGUACAUAAGGCGCAUGAAAUGUUCCGCAAGGCAAAUCGUGUCUCGCGGCCCGACAAGGCCCUCAUUUUGGGUUUCAUGGCGGGUCUGCGUGAGAAUCCGCGACCCAAUAAUGAAAACGUUUUGGUCAUUAAAUUAGGCGAAUCAGAGGAAAAAGUACGGCAGGAUGACGGCAACACGACGCUGUGUCUUGUGGAAUCGCACAUUAGGCUUGACUACAACACCGGCGAGUGGAAGACAUUCCAGAAUUAUCGGAUGCAGGAUCAGACUGCCGCCUCAUAGUCCACAAGGGUUAUACGCAUAGUGCGCAGCACUAAGUAAAAAAAGGCAGCCAAACCAGCUGAAGCUGAUGCUGGAAAAUAUGCGUAUAUGGAUUUUGGUUUGUCAUCCGUUCUGCACCGUCAGCGGCAAAAAGAUCGGCGUCGUUGCCCCCCAAUUAGGUUACUAAUCAUCCGCUCCCUUCCCAUUCUCCCCCAGCACGAUAUCCUCCUCCCCCAAAGCCCCAGCCCCAGCACAGAGCCCACAAUCCCAUACCCCAAGAAAUGCUGGAAAUAAUGAAAACUAUAAAGUAAUAAUUAAGGUAAAUUAGCUGUACAGUUGUUUAGUAUGUAGUAAAGACUAGCGCUUAAAUCAUGUAGUAAACAUGCCCGCCCACUUCACCCCUUUACACAAAUACCCAAGUUCUUAUUAGGCAAAACCCGCUUCCCAAAGCCCCGAACAUCCGACAUGCAUGCAUUCAUUGUACUCUGGCUGAACGCUUCACUGGAGAGCAGUUGAAGACGGCGGCCAGGCCAAUAGUGAAGCUUCGUUUGGACAGAACGUACGCCCGCCCAUUCGCAUUCACAUUUACACUCACCCGUAUACACAAGAAACAAAACAAAAACGUAAACUUUAAAUCUGCAUAUAUUUAGACGUGUAUCUAGCAUUAUGUAAUUAUUGUCAAAGAAAUUGUAUAAUUAACCUAGCAGCAACAUAAAAUUUAGAGCCUCAGAAGAGCUCCGAUAUUCAUUAAAAAAAAACUUCAAUGAAAAUAUAUAUAAUAGUUAUAGAAGAUAUAUUGUAUACUAGCAAGUAUAUACGAGUGUACAUGCAUGUAUGUAUGUAUGAGCCACAACAAGAUUAACCACAGAUAAAUUACUGAAAUCUUGAAAUGCGUAAUAGGCAAAAAUAAACCUAGCAGAUGUAUUUAUGGCUUUAAUG